This is a messenger RNA of Drosophila gunungcola (fruit fly), 5468 nucleotides long. Its product is annotated as vacuolar protein-sorting-associated protein 36. The transcript has a single exon. The annotation marks the transcript as partial. The record is from RefSeq and is a predicted model, not a curated record. NCBI's taxonomy places the organism in Eukaryota, Metazoa, Arthropoda, Insecta, Diptera, Drosophilidae.
CAGUUGCAGCAACAGCUGCAACAGCAACAGCAACUGCAGCAGCAGCUACAGCAGCAAUUGGUGCCACCAGCUCCACCGCAACCUGCGCCACCGCCUCCGCCCAAACCAAAGAUAGUCAAUACAUUUACGGAAAUUCCUGGCACCACGGGUGUGGGAAGCUCGUAUGCCAAGGAGCAGCAGCAGCAGCAGCAACUGUUGGCCCUGCAGCAGCAGCAGCAACAGCAAUUGCUGGCCCUACAGCAACAGCAGCAGCAGCAACAAAGGGAGCUGCAUCCACCCACCACGCAUAUACUGCCACCCUCGGCUGUUUACAGUAUCGAGAGCAGCGAGGUGUUGCCCACAGCUGCGCCGCGAGUGCAACAGCAGCAGCGUUCGCUAAAUCCCGCCUCCAUUGUGAACCAGCCGCUGCCCGAAAUUCCCACCAAUCAGCAACAGCAACAAUCGAAGAUCUCCGCUCAGCCGCUGUGCGCUGCCAGUUUGGGCCAGUACCGCUCGUUGCAGCGUCCGCAAGCGCAGAAAUUGCAGGCCGUAGCCACGCAGCCGCAGCAGCAGCAGCAACCGCCAACGCUGCCGCCCAAGAACAGGCACAAAACGGGCAGCAAUCGCGACAACAGCAAUGCCAAUCAUAUGCAGACGUUGCCGCCAAAGUCGGCUAGCUUGAGGCAGCAGCAACAGCAGGAGCGGGACAGAGACCGCGAGAGGGAGAGGGAAAGAGAGCGGGAGCGUCCCCGGCGGGCGGAAACUUUGGACAAUGCCCGCAGUUACAUAGAGCAACAGCAGCAGCAGCAGCAACAGUAUCCCAGCCAGUUGAUAACCGGCAGCAACAUUAAGAAGCAGCACUCCUACGACAGCAGCUACCACCAGCAGCAGCAGCAACAGCAGCAAUUGGCCUUCUACCAAAGGCAGCACAACAACAACUUCUCCACGAAACAGCAGCAACAAUUAUUGCUGGAGCAACAGCAGCAGCAACAGCAGGCUCUGUUCUUUAGGUCCUUGAAGCGAGGUGAACGGGGAGGAGGAGGCGGAGGAGGAGGAGGAGCAGCAGCUGCCACCACCAGCAACCAUAGCGAUCUGUAUUCGGUGACAGAGUUGUAGGAGUGCGCCUGCUGCGGCGGCGGUGUGGAUGUGGUGCGCCGAGGCACUUCAUCCACAUCGCUGCACGCGGCGGCGGCCACACAAACUCAGAGCCAAAACCAGGCGCAAUCGCAGAACCAGGCGCCCGUUCCCCUGCCACCCAAGAAGCAUCGCCAAAGGGAAAGGGAGCGCGAGCGGGAACGGGAGCAGCAGCAGCAGCAGGUGGCCACCACCGCCUGCAAUGCCAAUCUGUGCGAGGAGCAUCAGUACGAUGAGUACUAUCCAGGUGGAAACGGAGGAGGAGUGGGUGCCACUGGAGGAGGAGCUGCAACUGCAAGCUCUAACUCCAAGCAUGCAUCCUCAGCAUCCAAGCAAAGCCAGCAGAGGGCAGCCACCUUCGAUGUGGCCGAUGCUAGGGACUAUGAGCUAAAGCGUUUGGGCAAUCGCAGAUCCCAGCAGCAGGCAGCUCCCAGUAAAAGAAAUGGCGGAGGAGGAGCUGCUGGCCAAGAUUAUCAUCGCAGCCACGAUCGCGAGCGCUCGCGCAGCGAUCAUCGCAUUGCCAGCUAUGCCUGCGAGGAGGUCAAUUCCUCGGCCCUCUGCAGCGCUGGCUCCAUGAGCUCCAUGCUGCAGCCGACCAAUGGAACUGCUGGUCACACCAGGAGCAGUAGCCAUCACCAUUCCCGGGAUCAGCAGCAGCAGCAACAACAACAACAGCAGCAGCAACAGCGGGAGCGACGCGAGAAGACCUUCAAGGUAUGAUUUUUAGAGACGUCAUAAGAAUUGUCCAAUCCGCGCCAGGACACCAGAAAUGGCAGCUCCAGGCGGCGGACGCGUUGAGGGGUAAAUGGAAAGCGAACGUGACGGAUUCUACAGCGAUUACAAUUGGAGGCAAAGCAGCUGGGAAAAGUGAGCGCAAGCGGAAGCGGAAGAAAUUGCUUUGGAAAUUGGAGAACCCUGCCUGUUUAUGUUUAGAUGUCUCUGUCCCUCUCUAUCAACGCCUUGUCUCGGUCACACACAACGAAAUGAAACGAACUCGCACACACACACACACAUAUAUAUAUAAAUGUAUAUUGUACAAAAUUCAACCUAUUCUGAUUGAUUCAAAACUGCAAAAGCUGCUUAAAAAUGUGCUCAAAUGUUAAGGGUAGCGGUCAAAACAAUAGUAAUAGUACCUUAUAAUUCCCAACAUUUUUUUUUGUACAUUUCAUAUAAUGUAUUUUUGGUUGGUCAUUAUUAUGCAAUAUUUAUACAAUUUACAAUUUCCUACUACAUUUGCAUUAUGUAUAAGCAAUGUCUACAAGCCUUCUUUUUAAUUUUUCAAGAUUUUUUACUAUUAUUUUAACCGCUGCUGUGCCGCAUAAAGCCGUAUACAAACCUACAUCAGUUCUCUGCUCUGUGUUGUUGCCUAUUGUUAUAUAUAUAUAGUACAUAACUAAGAUCAACCAUAACGAAAAUUUUUUUUGUGACCACUAUUCAUACAUGUAUAUUUUAAAAGCCUUAGUUAAGUACACUUUAGUUUUAAGCACAAAUUUAUUUAUUUACAACAGAUUGUAAGCCUCGAACCCAAAAAAUAUGAUCUAAACCGGGGGAAAAAGCGGAUAGAGACAGUCGGCGAACGAUUGCUAGGAGCUCUUGAACAUUAACAAGUUGUUUGCAAUAUUCUCGAGAAUCUAGUUCCGUCUUUGUCUCUCGCUUUUUUUCGCCAUUAAAGAACUUUUACUUUCAUUAGAAGUGUGUGUGUUGUUUUUAUAUUUAUUAUCCAUUUUUUUUACUUGCAUAAGCGAUUUACGCUGCAUUAUUUUAUUGUUUGAGAAUCCGUUGCGAGAACCAACAACAACAACAACCACAGCAACACGUACGUAAAAUUUUUGUGACGUCAGAAAUCUAAAAACAAACUAAGAAAAACCAGCAGCAACAACAAAGCACAAGACAACAAAAACACAAAGAAUAAAACCACAAGGAAGAAAUAACAACUUAAGCGGAAAACAUUUUACAAAACAUAACAUAAUAUAAAUUGAAAGUUUAACAUUUUAAAGAAGCAAACCACAAGAAAAGAGAGUAAGUUCUUAACUCAAGCAAUAUAAAAAUAGGAAAAGACGAAAACGAAAAGAAGCCAUACCAAGUUGUUCAACUAUUUUAAAAAUGAAUUCAGCAAAAUGAUAAACAAGCAAACUUACAUAUACAUAAACAUAAACAUACAUUAAAUGCAUACAUACUUAAUAUAGAGCAAGCAUAAGGAAUAUUAAUUAAUCGACAAACAACCACAAACAAUGUUCAGGUCAAUAACUGCAUUUAAAAGGAUAAAGUAAAAGAAGGAAACCCUCGUUAGGCAUACAAAUUAACGAAAUGCUCUUUUAUAUACAACUAUAUAUACAUGCAUAUAUAUAUAUAUAUAUAUAAAUAUAUAUUAUAUAAACGAAUUGCAGUUACCCAAAACACAGACAGCCAGACAAACCAUCAAACACAAACAACAACAAAAAACAACUCACAAAAGUUGUUGGCACAAUGGCAAACACACACAACCAUUUUAUAAAAACUAACAUAAUUAUCUUACACACAACACACUCAUACAUGCGAACAGUUGUGGGAAAAAUAAAUGCAGUGCCAUUAGAAUUUCGAAAAAUUGAAUAAAAUGUAAAUUGUACCAAUUGUUUAAUUUUUUUUAUGUUUUACAAAUUUAUUUAAAGGGCUAAGGUUAAGAGGAAUUUUACCAAAACUAUUUUGUUUCUAACAAAUAAAGAAAAAAAAAUAAAGAAUUAAAUUUUGUGAACAUUUUAAACUUAAAUAGACUUUAGUUUUUAGUUUAAUUAAUUUUCGAAUUAAAUGUACUUCAAAUAAGGCAUUUUAAAAAAACAUUUUUUGUGCGAAGCUCUACGCACUAAGGCCACACUUUUAUUUUGACCGCAAAUGGGCACACAAGCGAAUUGAAAAAUGCCAAAAACGGAAAAUAAAGUAAAAAAUGUAUUCUCUCUGCUGUGCAGACGCAAAUAUAGAAAGAAAAAAAACCACUUCAACCAUGUUGAGAAAUCGCAACACGCACACACAACACACACUCGCCAAUACUCCGUCUCAUUCGCUCUCCUACUCUGUCUAUCGCGCUGUCUCGCUCUGGGCGUUCCACCCACCACCACCCACAAGUCCGUUGUAGUUUGCACAGGAAAUAUAUUAGCAAAAGUAAACACACGAGGAGAAAAGUUAGUUGAAGAAAUGUUAGAACACUCUAAGAAAAAGAAUGCAAAGCCUGUUCUGUAUAUAUAUACGUACGAUCUACCUAAUUCUAUAUAACUAAGUAGUAGUUUUUGUGUGACUGUUUGUGUGUGUGUGUGUGUGUGCGAGGUUUGCAUAUAUUUAUAAAGUGUUUUUUUUUUUUUUAGAAAACUCGAAAAGCAAAAAUGUUUCAAUGUUUCGUAUGUAGUGUAGUGUAGUGUAGUUGAGUCGAUAAGCGAUAAGCCAAAAUAGAUUUUAAAGCCCUAAAACCAAGCAAAGGAUAUAGAAUCUGUGGGAUAAUACCAAAAAAGGCAGCUAUUUACUUAUAGCAUUUAAAUUCUAAAGCAAAAGGAAACUUAUUAAAUAAACACAUUAAAUCAAACGCAAUUAAACACGAAACGUGUGUGUAUGUACCGAAAAAAAGGUUUAAACCAAAGUGUUUGCCACGUUUAAGCCAUUGAAAAAUAAAUUGGAGACUAUAGCGCACUUUUUCCGUACUUUAAUUGACGCAAAAACCAUCUAAUUAAUGGUAUUAAAGUGAGUAGAAGAGAGCAAACUACUACGUAUUCCAAUCUUAUAUAGUAAACGAGAAGUAAGACGAGUUUUAGAGAAAUCAGUUUUUAAGAUAAUGGACAAGAUGAUAUUUCCUGUUUAGCCCUUUUAAAACUGACAUUCACCCCAUCCAUCAUCCUAAAUCCAAAAUCCAAAAUCCUGUUGACACAUUUCAGUGCAUAUUAUAUAAUGCAUCUAUACAUAUAUAAAUAAACCAACAAAUAUAUAUAUAAAUACAUAAUUAUUGUAAUAACAAUAUAAGUCUGUAAAUUUGUUAACAUUUCUAAAAGCAAACAAAAUCGAUGGGGGCAAAAGGAAAAUUAGAAGAACGUCACCCAGUAGUUGUAGCUAAACCAAAUUACAAUUAUACAAGAAAAGAAUCUAAAAAAUACGAGCGAAAACCAGCCACUCGCGUAAAAUCAUCCAAAACGUGAGAAUUAUAUAGAUUGCAGAUUGGUCGAUAAAAGCGAAUCGAAAUCGAAGUCGAAACAAUUGUUAAAAGCAGCCGCUUAAAAAUCAAAACAAAGCAAAACAUUAAAUGAAACGAAAAAUGAAAAUAAUUAUAUAACAGUUGUGAACAAAUUAUAUUUACAUAGCGGAUAAAUAAAUUGCAUAACAAUUGAUCAAAAUACAAA